ACACAGCACCGCUGCACCACACCGCACCGGCAGCACGAUCACAGUAGCCUGAGCCGGGUACGCGCGCGAGCACGUUGUCAUUAUUGCGGCGAAUCGCCAGUGCACAAGAGCCUCUUCGAAGCCCAGAUCUAGUGGCUUGCCUACUGAGGUGGUAUAUUUGAAUUCGGUUGAUCGGUCAAGGGGUGAGCUCGUUUGAAACGAAAGAGCGUAAAUAGGAAGUGCUGAUCGAAUUAUAACGGAACGAAACCAAAUUUCAAGUCAUUGCCCGGUUUUUUAUUUGAUUAAACUGCGUGGUACAGUCAGUGGGAGUGUAAACAACGUAAACGCGUAAAAACGGAAAAUAUUUACCAGAAGUGUUAUUUUUUAAAUUUGUUUUUCCUCGAUCGGUAUUAGAACCGAUUGUUUCCAGUUCGAAUUCGGCAUAGUGAAAACCGAUCCAAUCGUAAUUGUUUGAUGAAAACGACGGCAUCAGUGGAUCAAAAGUGCAUUAGUGAAUGAAAAAUUGAGCGGAAAGUCAUUAUAAUCUUCCAGUUGGAUGCAGCGGCGUUUCAGUCGGUUCAAUUAAAAUCAGCAGAUAGCCCCUUAUAUAUGACCGGGCACCACAUAUGAGUGCUACUGGCUACAGGUGCUGACAGUAAAGUGCAAAAAAGAUGAGAGCUUUGGUGUUACUAUUGGUUAACAUAUUUUGCCUGGCAAAGUUUGUCAAAUCCUAUGGCGUUACGGAGCACCGCGUUGACUACAUCAAAGCUGUUGAUGGUCAUGAAUACGAUUAUCACUACCACGACGGCUCAGCGCCACGAUUUGAAAAAAGCAAACUUCACUAUCUGCAACAACAAGAGCAACGGCAACAACAGCACCAACGUAACCACAAUCUGAAUCAGCAACAACAACUGUUUCUAAUAACAAAGCGUCCAUACAAGCAACCCUUCAAGCAGCCCUAUUUCAACAAAUAUUUCUCAACACCGAUUCGCGAUCACAAUUAUGUGAAUAAUGAGUUCCAAGCCGCGGCUGCAGCCUCCCCCAGCUACACCAGCAGCAUCAGCAGCAGCCACUACAAGCAGCAGAAUUCCAUUCCCAUCUUCGAAAGUCAUGAAAAGGUUAGGAACUCGUUCCUAGACGACGACGAUGACGAAGAGAAAACCAACGUCAGCCAUUUCGACCACGAGGAAGAACGACCCGCCAAGCGACGACCAGUUUCAAAGCCAAAUACGUUGACCAGACCAAACUCAAUAAUUGGGGCAAACUUACUUGGACUUCAAUCUCACAACAACGAUUUCCGCAACAACCGGUACCAUAGUUAUGACGAUUCUUCCGAAUCGGGGGAAAUCCUCCCUAAACCAUCAGCAGCCCCGACUCUUCCGUCACAUCCGUACAAUUUUCUCACAAAUAGUUCCGCUCCGGUGAACUUCCCCGGAUUCCAUUUCAUUUCCGGUGGAUACACUUAUUUCAGUUCGCACCCGUUACCCAAGAAGAAGCAGCAACCCAUUUUGAUUGACACACAGUUCGUGGAGACCCCACUGGUGCAUACGACGACCACUCGCCGACCGUACGUGGCACCGACGCUCACUCCUCCACCACCACCACAAUACUUUCAGCAACGGCCAACGACCAAGGCACCGCUUCAACGACGGCCCUACAUUGCCCCCUCUCUGACGACGACAAAACGACCCUACGUUGCUCCGUCCGUGUUGAGAUCCACGACCAAGACAACCGAUGCCAGCUUACUAGCGUUUGCCCAAAACCCCAUUGCCGUGAACGGCGCAAGCCGCUUCCGGUACACGAAUAACAAGGCAACGACGACGAAAGCAACCGCCAGCAGCAGUGCCAAGAAGUCCGAAAAGCACAGCGAACUGUACGAACCGGAGUUUGACAUCGACAUCCGAAUCGACCUGUCCAGUGAUUCCGGUCACUGAGUAGCAUUAGGACAAAAGUGUAAAGUUCCCUGCUUAAAGCGAAAAUACCCUUUCUUCUUCUUUCUUCCUUCUAGCUAAUAGAGAGAGUAAUAAAUUUUAAUUUAAAUAAAAUUGUCGCGAAAAAUAAUGUGAAAACUAUAGAAA
This is a messenger RNA of Armigeres subalbatus, 2057 nucleotides long. RefSeq lists its product as uncharacterized. The record is from RefSeq and is a predicted model, not a curated record. The coding region runs from base 651 to 1913 and encodes 420 amino acids. The transcript is spliced from 3 exons. Lineage: Eukaryota; Metazoa; Arthropoda; Insecta; Diptera; Culicidae.